This is a messenger RNA of Chara braunii, 1213 nucleotides long. NCBI's taxonomy places the organism in Eukaryota, Viridiplantae, Streptophyta, Charophyceae, Charales, Characeae. The record is from the annotation of a GenBank genome assembly.
CCUAGCUUCCGUUCGGGUGUUCUCAGAAAAAAAAAAGGAAAAAAAAGAGGUCUCCCCCAUGGAACUCAUAUUUUUAUCGACAGCUCCAUAUGAGUAUCAUUCAGCCACGAAGAGCGGACAGGAGAAGGGAAAGGACGACGAGCGGGAAGAGGAGGAUGACAAACCAGAAGAGGAGCAUGUUGAGGGUGGGAAGGACAACGAACUGGAGGAGCGGGAGCAGGAGGAGGAAGGGGAGGACGAUGAACACAACGACCUCGAGAGGGCACUGGGACGAUUGAAGGAGCAGAUAUGCCCGCAUAGAAGAAGGACGCUUAUGCAAGCUGCGGAUGACGGCCCCGACUAUGUGGCAACUUCGAAGGCUGUGCUACAUGUUGGGUUGUGGCACCAUUCCACGGGCGACAGUGGAUCAAACGCAGGACAGGGGGGAGUGUGGGAAGACCUUCGACAAUGUGACGACACCAUGGAUGGCUACUUCAACGAGAAGCAGCACAGCGCCGAGGAGCAGGAGAGGGACCACCAGAAGCAGCACAACGAUGUGGAGCAGCAGAGGGAGCCUGUGGUACUGGUUGGCCAUGAACUGCACAGUGGAGAGGGCAGCAAUGCCAUGUCUGUUCUCGGACAUCAAGCACACGACGGCGGAGAAGCAAGAGUCUUGUCGGACUUGCAGCACGUGAUGAAAUGUGUGGGAAUACGAUGCUCCUGCAGAAACCUCUUCUGUGGACGGACUGAAGGUGCCGCCGGGAAAAAAUGUUUUCCCGACCGUUGCAGACGUUCCUCGAGAUUGGGAGACCGCAUGAUACCGGCCGAAAACGACGAUGCCACCCUGGAGGCCCACCGCCAACAGUAGCCGUUUGGGGUCAUUGGGGGACUACGUAGACGUUGGAGGGCGGGGAUGUUCAUACUAACGUCGUUGGACCACAUCUGGACCACCCAGGAAUCGAAACUCUCCGUCGACGCAUAUCUUCGCCACUCCGUGAAUCAUGGUUCCUUGAGCUCGAAGGGACCCCACGAGGUCCCUUGGGGAUAAGGAAAUUUUGGUUGAGGCCGCAAGGACGCCACAAGGAAUUUUCGUUUUCACAUUUCUUUUUCAAUUUCGUCUCCAAGGACAGGUGGAACGAUUGCGUCCUAGUGGAUUUCACGUCCCCGAGGAGUGUCUAAUGACGCCCUAUGAACUAAAAGAGCACACUUUGCGAAACAAAUGGCAAAAAUUAAA